This is a messenger RNA of Zonotrichia albicollis (white-throated sparrow), 6647 nucleotides long. NCBI's taxonomy places the organism in Eukaryota, Metazoa, Chordata, Aves, Passeriformes, Passerellidae. The record is from RefSeq and is a predicted model, not a curated record.
UAAAUUGACAUCUGAGGAUUCCAGUGCUGACAACCCCCAGAGGCUGCUGGUCUCCGUCCUGACUUUUGGCUCUCAACCUGGUUGCUUUGAAAACAGGGGGUUUUGGACAGACAUUGUCUGAAUGUCUCAAAAAAGAGUUUUAAAAGACACUUGGAAGGAUUCAUUUAAAGGACGUUUUUCUGACGGCUUCCCAGCUCUGGGGUGUGCAGGAGGCUCCGAAGGGUGGCAGCAUCAUUUAUUUCUCUGGUGAAACAGAAGAAUGCACUCAGUCACACUUCUCAGCAGCUCUGCAGCCUGUGGAGCGUGUGGGCAGUCUGUGUAUGCAGCAUCCUGGAAAAUGUGCGUUCUCUUGAAGUGAUCUGCUGAAAAGCACGUACUUGUACAGUUGUUCCAGCCUCCCUUGUUGUGUUGCUCUCAAGAGCAGAAAUGCCUGGUCUCUAAUACUCCCUGGGGUCUCCAUUUCAUCUGCCAAAGAAACACUACCUGCUGCAGUUACCCAGUGAGCCCCGAAGAGCAGGGACACUGAAGAUGGCUCUGUGUGCUUUUUAUGCUGUUUGGGGUUUGUUGCUAGAAGUGGCAAUAGCAUUUGGCCCAGUGCCAAGGAUCACUUGGGAACACAAAGAGGUCCAGCUAAUACAUUUUAAUGACUCAAAAGUGUCAAACUAUUCAACCUUGCUGUUAAGUGAAGACAAAAACGUUCUGUAUGUAGGAGCCCGGGAAGUGAUCUUUGCCUUAAAUGCGGUGAAUAUUGCUGAGAAGCAGCAUGAGUUGCACUGGAAGGUCACAGAAGAUAAAAGGACUAAAUGUGCAGUUAAGGGCAAAUCAGAACAGACAGAAUGUCGUAAUUACGUGCGUGUCUUGCAACAGCUGAAUGAUACUUUCCUCUACGUGUGUGGAACUAAUGCAUUUCAGCCAACAUGUGAUUACCUGAAUUUAAUUUCAUUUGAACUUGGAGGUAAGAAUGAAGACGGUAAGGGCAGAUGUCCAUUUGAUCCUGCUCAAAGCUACACAUCUGUUAUGGUUGAUGAGGAGCUUUAUUCUGGGACUUCGUACAAUUUCUUGGGAAGUGAACCUAUUAUUUCACGUCACUCUCAUCAGAGCCCUCUGAGAACAGAGUAUGCAAUACCUUGGCUUAAUGAGCCCAACUUUGUUUUUGCUGACGUGAUAAGAGCAGAUCCAAACAGCACAGAUGGAGAAGAUGACAAGAUAUACUUCUUUUUCACUGAGGUGUCUGUGGAGUAUGAAUUUGUUGGAAAAUUGAUGAUUCCAAGAAUAGCUAGAGUAUGCAAGAGGGACCAAGGAGGAUUAAGGACCUUGCAAAAGAAAUGGACUUCGUUUCUCAAGGCCAGACUGAUUUGUACCAUCCCUGAUAAGAAUUUAAUUUUCAAUGUUAUCAAUGAUGUUUUUAUUCUCAAAUCUCCGACUUUGAAGGAACCAGUGAUAUAUGGAGUCUUCACCCCACAACUGAAUAAUGUGGGGUUGUCAGCAGUGUGUGCAUACAAUCUGUCUACUGUAGAAGAGGUUUUCUCAAAAGGAAAAUACAUGCAGAGUGCUACAGUGGAACAGUCCCAUACAAAGUGGGUGCGAUACAAUGGGGAAAUUCCGAAUCCUCGACCUGGUGCGUGUAUAAACAACGAAGCCAGAGCAUCAAACUACAUGAGUUCUCUGAAUUUACCAGACAAAACAUUGCAGUUUGUUAAAGAUCAUCCUCUAAUGGAUGACUCAGUGACUCCAAUGGGAGACAGACCUCGCCUAGUAAAGAGAGAUGUGAAGUAUACACAGAUUGUAGUUGACAGAGUCAGAGCACUCAAUGGCACCAUCUAUGAUGUGAUGUUCAUCGGUACAGAUCGAGGAGCCCUGCACAAAGCUAUCAGCUAUGAAAAUGGAAUGCAUAUUAUUGAAGAAACGCAGCUUUUUCCAAAUUUUGAACCAGUCCAAACUCUCUUGCUUUCGUCCAAAACAGGCAGAAGAUACCUCUUUGCUGGUUCAAAUUCUGGUGUGGUGCAGUCUCCAUUGGCAUUUUGUGACAAGUACACCACUUGUGUUGACUGUGUUUUAGCAAGGGAUCCUUACUGUGCUUGGAAACCACUUGAAGCUUCCUGCAUUGAUAUUUUUAAAGAAGGUGAAAUGGAAAGGAACUGGAUUCAAAACAUAGGUGGAGAUGCAUCUUCUUGUUCUGAUAAAGUAAGAGAGAAUCCCCUACAGCAUACAUUCAAGCAUGGGAGCACAGCAGAACUCAAGUGUUCUCAAAAGUCCAAUCUGGCACAGGUAGUUUGGAAGUUCAAAGAUGAUGUGCUGAGAGUGGAGAGUCCCAAGUACCGUCUGCUGGAGAAGGCACUGCUCAUCUUCAAUUUAUCAGAAGGAGACAGUGGUGUUUACCAAUGUUUGUCAGAAGAAAAAGUGAAAAAUAAAAAAUUUUCCCAAGUGCUGGCUAAGCAUGUUUUGGAACUGAAAAAAAUGCAGCAUACCACGGUGGGCCCCACUGCAGCAGCUGCACCAACAGAAGCCUCAUCUCCUAUACCUUUCCCUCCUACUGGUACCUCCUUUUUGUCCUGUGUGGGAAGUGAUUCACCUCCUUCACCCACCAGUACCCAGCCUGAUGUUUGGUCUAGCAAAGACCCCGUAAAGGUCAUGUUGUUGCCACCUUUCCUAAGUGACCAGGCACAGCAUGUUAGUGUCCGGGGACCCUUCCACCUCUUCUGCCAAGCCACAGGUCCAGAUAACUCCCACUUUGUCUGGAGGAAGAAUGGACAAAUGAUGAAGGCAUGCAUCACGGAGCAGUCUCACAUGCUGCUUGACGGCAGAGUGCAUGUUCUCAGCUGGGUGAAAGAUUCAGUAUCAGAAAACACAGAAUACAGAUGUUCAUUCAUCUCAAAAGCUGGGAACACAACAUCAGAAGUGCUGGUCACAGUGGGAGAUAAAGAUAGUACUGGUCAGGAAGCAUGGACCAAAGAAUUUGAUACCUGGAGAAGUGCCAUCAGUGAACAUGACAUGAUGAUGCAAAACUGGAGGAAAACAUGGGUAAGACUUUUACAGACUGCCUCUUGCUCUUCUGCAACUGCAUGUACUGAUAUAACAAAAUGAUCAGUGUUCCAGUACACAUCAUCAUUCCUGACCCACUCAGCAGUGAAGUCUGUGUAUGACAUUUAUUGCAGUUGUGUCACCUUAUUCCUUCAGCCCACUAACCAAGUGCUCAUCCGUCAGUAGCUCUGUUCCUGCCCAACACAGUAACUCUGCGUAUAGUGAAUGGAGUCGAUAAAUUUCAUCACAUCUGUAGACUAACUGGAUUGCAGAGACUACUGGACUUUAUAAAUGGUACUGUCCAUAAAAGCUGACCUUUUUUAUUUUUAAAAGAAGUCCAUACCCAUCUCUUAAUAUUUUUUUCCAACAGCUAGGAGAUCACUUUUGAAAACCUUAGAUAUUAUGUGCUUGCUGUCUGUGGAACAGUUAGUAUAGGCAUCCUUAAGCCCCAUUUUCAUUUUUAGAGUGGUAUUAACACAUCAUUCUAAAAUUUUUCUUCAGGAGACCUGCAACAAGAGAAACAGCCUCUAAUGGACAAAGGAAUUAACAGGCUAGAAGGAGAAACAUAUGCAAGUUAAGAGUACCUGUUAUUCUUAUUAUUAUAGCAUUUGGAGAUGUCUUUUCAAGUGUUAGUGCUGACAUUAAAACCGAUAUUCAGGAGAAUCACCUCAAGCAUGAAGUAGAAGGGGAUAUUCUUACUGCACCAAAGCUAAGUUACAUGGUACAAGAGAAGCCACCCAUCCCAUCUCUGGUUUUCUUUUGUCAGCCAUUUUAGCUUAAUAAAGAACAAAAGUAGUCUCAGCAAGAUUUGUGCUGUUCAAAGAAUGUGAUACGAUGUUUUCUGUUUUGAGUUCAUUAAGCCAACCAGAUAAUUUUGGGCUGGAGGAUCUUGGCAUAAGAUUUAGAAAUUAGGACGUGGAUCACAUUUAUUUAAAGGCAUUUCAACUUGUACACUUAUUUUUCUUUUACUAUGUUUACCCUUAUGGUGCCAGGGUUUUGAAGAGCAUUCCUUUCUAGUGUCAGCAAGCUCAUUUGUUCAAAGAUAUUUCCUCUGGUAAUUGUGCUGGGUUUUAUUAAUUUUCUUCACAGUGGUUGGUGUGAGACUUGAUGUUCUGGAUUUGUGCUGAACACAGGGUUGGUAAUGGAGAGAUGUUUUUGCUGUUGCUGAGCAGGGCUCACACAGAGCCAAGGCCUUUUCUGCUUUCAGCACUGCCACAAUGGCAAAGAAGUUGGGGGUGCAUGGGAGGUUGGGAGGAGACACAGCCAGGACAGGUGACCCAAAGUGACCAAGGGGAUAUUCCAGACCAUGUGGCAUCAUGCUCAGUACAUAAAGGCAGGGGGGCACUUUGGAAUGAUGUAAUUUGAAUUCCCAAGUAACCAUUAUGUGUGAUGGGCCCUGCACUCCUGGAAUGGAUGAACACCUGCCGGCCCAUGGGAAGCACUAAAUGAAUUGUUUUGCUUUGCCUGUGUGCAUGGUUUUUGCUUUUUCUAUUCAACUGUCAUCAUGUCAACCCAUGGUUUUCUGGCUUUUACCCUUCUGCUUUUCUCCCAGUGUGAGAGGCUGGGUGGUGCUGGCUGGGCUUAAACCAUAGUAAUAAAGUUUCUAUACCAAAUAAAGAAGUUCUGACUAAUGCUUAAAAUGCAGAUAGAUUACAAAGAAUGCAAGAAGACUCUUUAGUUUUUGCAAAUUCUUCUUCUAUAUUUGAGAUAAUGUAGCUUAAAAAUUCUAUGCUGAAUGAAUUCAAAGACCAUUCCUUAUGAUGAUCAAGUGUGAUGAUCAGACUGAAAAUGUGAGGACCUACACACUAUCCACAGUAGAAGUGUUCUACUGCAUUACUGCUCACAGUUUUGUCCUUCUGCACGUAGGAAACAAAAGUCCAAUGUAUAUAUUAAAUUUUCUCUAUUAUCUGCUCAGUCAACAAUCUGGAAGCAAGUAAGGUGCUCCCUUAUAAUCAGUAAGCUCAGGCAGAGAGCUGCUUCGAGUGGUAUCAGAAAGCUUCAUACACAUCCCUAAGUUCUCUCCUAACUGGUAAGAUUUAAAUCAGUGUUUCUGGCAUUAAAGAAAGCAGUCUCUUCAUGCUAAGACUUGAAUGAUCCUUUUUUUUUUCUUCAGUAUCAGACCAUCUUGUCACAUAUGUAGGGUGAAAACUCAUUUUUUCCCUACUUUUCUUAACCAUUUUCCCUGUUUUUCACAUAGGCAUUUAAUUAAUGCUGAUGAAGACUUCCAGUACCACCAGAGUUAAUUUUUUUCUCAUUUGUUCUCAUAAGUUUUUUGCUCUCAGGACAACUAUAAAUAGACUUUUCUUGAAUUGUUUCUCCUCCAUUUGUUGAACCGAUUUGGAGCAUACUUGCCAUAGUUCUCUGCUCCACAGUUUAGUUCUCUGGAGUGAGCGGGAAUACAAAGUAAGACAGGGGUCAGGGUUAUGGGUGAUGUAGCUACGCUUUGCUUUGUUUCUGCAGGAAAUUACUGCAAGUAGUAAAAAGCUGCGAAAUUUUUUGUUUAGUUCAAUUUUAUGGGGAGGAUAAAAAAGAAAAAAAAAAAAGAAAAAUCUGUGUACCAGCAUUAGUAACCAUGGCUGUGACACCUUAUAGUAAAUUUUUUUAUACACUAUAAGAACUAGAAAUAAGUCCCUAAGAUUGUGAACAUGUAAUGUUUCUGAAGUUUUAUGCUCUCCUAGAGUAAGACAAAAUAGAAAGUAUGGUCAAAACCCAAACUUCUUUACCAACUGAUCCUCAUUCCAUGCAAUGACUGGGUUUAUCAGUUCCAGAAUUUUAAAUGUGUAUCCAAGCGGCACAGGUACAAAUGAAUAAAUCACAACUUACCUUUGCAUCAAGGGUAUAUGCUGGCCAAAAGCAUGUUUUGUCACUGGGGCCUUUAACCCCCAAUUUCCAUGUAAGAUUAGGAGGAACUAAUACAAAAAAGAUCAUCAUCAUAACUAGUGCAUUUCAAGAUAAGGCCAGCUCCCCUUGUCAACAUUCUUUCCUAAAAGUUUCAGGUAGAACAUUUCAGGUAUCACUAAAUUCCCGUAAGACGAGCUUACUUAAGUCACACUCAUUCUUUAUAGAAUCAAUAUAUUGUAACAGAUUUUAUACAAUUUACAGUCUACAAAACUCUGUGCAUUUCAAAAUUAUUUGAAGUUUUUUAUAUCACUUCUAUCAUCACAAGGCAGCUACUUUCCAAAGUAUUGCACUACAAAUGUUCAGUAUGGUGAAGCGCUUGCAGAAACAGCUCGGAGAUGCUGAGCAGCAUAUGGCACCUGUAUCACCUUUCAGAAAAGCUGACACAAGUUAUAUGUGCAUCCCUUCAAUUACCUUCUUUAGGCCUGUCCUCAAAAACCAGUGUGUAUAUAGGCCAUUCCCACUAAGGUGCUCCACCACUACUAUAAGCACAUUUUGUUUUUAAAAUUUUAUUUUCUCUAGGAUACAAACUUCAUUUCUUAUAAGAUAUAAAUUUUUUUCUAUUUAGAUACAAACUGGGAUUGCUCAAAAACUCAUAGAUGUAUAUACCAAUACAACCCCAAACUGAAGGAAUGAGGAGUCUUAGCAAGGAGAAAGUACAGAUAAGCAGGCUAGCACAUUUGCUGCCCUGCAAUAUCCUUUAACUUCAAAGCAGGAUGUAUGAUAAA